AUGAGCCGCGAGCAAACAAAGGCGGCCUAUUAUAUCCAACAGUUGGAUGAGGCGCGAUGCCAGGGCAAUUGGGAUGCAGUGCCUGAGCUGGUGAGGAAGGUUAAGAAACAUGCGCCUAACCGGACCUGCCUCGCAUUAACCGCCGAAUCCGAAUAUGCCUUGAGGCAAGCGUUGUUCAAUCAAUCCAGCUCCUCUCGCCCCACCGCCACAAGGCCUUCGAGUGCAGCAGCGACUCAACCGGCGGCUAUUUCCCGAUAUAUUCCCCCGUUAUUAGAUGCCAUAGAGCGAGAGCAGACUUUUGGUGAGGAUCAGUUCCAGGCGGCAGUAUGCCUCGGGUGGAUACAUUGGGAGCUGGGUGAGCCUGCCCUCGCUGCGUCUAGGCUUCCCAAGAAUAUAGAGGAGAAAUUUUCGGAGCUGGAUGGCAUCAAUGAAAGCUCAGCAGGAUGGACCAGAAUAUGUGCGGUGAAAGCUACAUACAUAAAGGGUAUGUCACAAAUACAGGCAGGGGCUUCUGCUGAAGCGUUGGAAACCUUUGACUCUGCUUUGCCAAUUCUGCCAACUACAACAUCUACGCCACCUGGCAAGGAGCUGCGCUUCUGGGAGGAACUUUUUCUAGCUGAAUUUUGCAUGAUUUCGAGCCAUGCAAUCAAGUCCAAGGUAACCCCGUCACUGGAAGCAGAGACGCUCUCUGCCUUUCGCGCUUGGGCCCAAUUUUGGGACGCCCAAUCUCCAGCAGCUACAGGUGGUCAUGCAGUCCAAGCAGAUGCUCCUCGACGACGCGUAUGGAAAGAAUACUAUAUGGUACUUUCACAUCUCUUGCAACAAGAACUGCCAUAUCCAACAACACCUUUAGCUGUUACCUACGCUGAGUCCUCGGCCAGAUUGCAGCAACACACAGAGUUAAAACGGGUCGAGGCGAGAUAUGAGGCCCUUCUCCUAAGUGAGGUCCAAUUCCCAAGAGCAGACCAGGCCAGUGAAGAGGUUGAAGCUUUCGUGGAAAUGGUCAUGCAGAAUUGGCACGUUCUCUGUGGCGGUAGCUGGAAAGAGCAGGAUUUGGGUGAGGGGGGGUUAGAGGGUGUUAGCAGAGGCGUUCUUGAUAUUCUUUAUCGGGCUGCGACUAAGACUUUCCAUUCGACGGCAAUACUCAGGCAUCUAUUUGCAGCCCACUUAGCAAUAGCUGAAGUCGAGUUAGCGCUCAAAGCAUUCGAUACCUAUUUGGAUAUUGUUAAGAAGGGCAAGGCGCGGAUAGAGAAAACCGGGCAAUCAGAGCAUAGCCUAGAUGAUGAUGAGACAGUGCUUAGGACAGUUUCUGAAUGCAUCAAAGCCCUUUGCCGUUACAGACCGCGCCAAGGAGCAGAGAGAGCGAGGGAACUGGGGCAGUACUUGACAGAUUGGCUUGAUAAGCGCCGUCCGUUUGAGCAACAUAAUGGCAAUGGUCGAAGUCUUGCGAAUGGACUUUCAGGAAACCCGAACACUAUAAUUGCUCCAAGGGUAUUCGCUAUAGUCUGGCGUUGCAUUGGGCUGAGCCAUGCUCAAUGGGCACAAGAAACGCGUGACGCAUCAGCUAGAGAGGACAUUCAACUUCAGGCAAUCACAUGCUUCCGCAAAGCUCUUUCUCCAGAGUACGAGAGUUCCACAGACGUGGAGACUUUGUUCGCUUUAGCAACCAUCCUUGCUGAACGCAGGGAACUAGGCCCAGCUAUUGAGGUUUUAAAGGUUGGGCUAUUGCCACCUCGGCCAUGUACGCCUAUCUCUUCCCACGCGUCGGGUCUCUCGUAUGGAUUAAGACCAUAUCCCGGGCGUUUCGCGAGAGAGAAAUCAUUGAUACCUUUAUGGCAUCUCAUGGCCUUGUUGCUCAGUGCGCGGCAGGACUUUGCUACUGCAGUAAGGUCAUGUGAAGGGGCCUUUGAGCAAUUCCAGGACCCUAAAUAUCUUUUUGGAGAACAGCAGCUCAAUAGGACCUACCGAAGCGACCAUUUGAGUGCCAAUAUUACCCCCCAGGACUCGGGAAUUGUCGAUGACAUGAACGAUUUCGAAAAGGUCUGCGUGCUCGAGGUCAAAAUGACACAGUUAACGCUUAUUGAGGUGCUCGAAGGACCUGAAGUAGCAGUCAAUGCAAGUGAUGAACUCUUGAGCCUCUACGCAAGACUUUUUGGCGACGUACAUGAGGAAUCAUCUCCUGUGAGGGCAGUUGGAGGUAGUCUGCCCCCUAAAAGCUCUUCGGGUACCGUCAAAACAAUUAAAGGCAGUAUAUUUGGAAGAACCGGUCGGUCCACUCAGAAAUCAAACUCACUCGGAACCACUCUCACCGAAAAGGCCAAUGCUCCGCGCCCUCAAACUGCACAGACGAUAGCAAGUACAGCAGCCCCUACUAUCCAAGUCACAGAGGAAAGGAUACCUGUAGACAAGCAAACCAAAAAUUCAAAAAAAGGCGUGCACCACCACGAGAAAUUACACAAACGCGGUGAUAGCGUUUCCAGGAAAAAUAGUACUAGUGCCCGAAACAGAAGCAGUAGCACCGGUCCAAGAUGGAAUCUUGGAGCGGCAGAUACUACAGUGGGGCCUAUUGCAACCAUGGCAGAGGUUGCUAAAGGCACAGAUAACGGAGAUGAACUGUUUAGUGGUGAGCAUGGCCAAGUGGGCUUGGCUCUGACUUCCGAUUCCUCUGCGCAGCCGCUGCCGGCCCGAUCCCAUCAAAUGUUGGACCAGGAACCUGCUUUCAAGGCCGCACAUCUCGACCCCAGGGUUGCGCGGGGUAGGAGACUUCUACAGGCAUCACCUUAUUCGACUUCGACAGCCCCAGUAAUGCGAUUUCCAAAGGACCAAGAAAGACGCAGUAGGAAAGCAAUCCUACUUAAAGUUUGGCUAUUUAUCGGUGGUUUCUACCGACGAGCAUCGAUGUUCGAUGAUGCUAAAGGCGCUAUCGAAGAAGCCCAGAACUUAGUUGAAACGUUAGAAAUCGAAGUUUCUAAAGAACUAAAGGGUAACCCUCAUAUACAGCAUUCAAGUUGGGGUUGUGGAAAAAGUGUUGGUGAAUUGUGGAGCGAUGUUUUUGUAGAGCGUGGAUCCAUUGCAGUCGCUGAAUCUUCUCCUUACACUGGCCUGGAAUACUUUGAAUCUGCACUUACGAGCUUCGCGGACCACCCCUUGGCGAUAGUUGGUCUAUCGAGUUUACUUCUCGACAUCUAUACUGAAGAUCUACUUCCCCCAACCCCAGUACCACCGCUUACUGCGCCUAAUGGCCACCAAAUCCCUUCAGCAUCAACGCUAGCUCCCAUGGUUGCGUCUCCAUCUCGAAAAAUUCCGUAUCAUUCACGCACGACCCCGUCAUCCUCCUCACCCCUUACUCCUCAGCGGCCACUUGGUUUACCUUCACCAACGUCUGCUAUUAAUUUUCCCAAAAUUCGACCACCCCCUAUCUGUCCAGAGCCUUUUGACGAAGAAUCAACUCCUAAAGAAUCAUCUACGGUUCUCUUAGAUCGACUAGCUGCAAGAGAUAGGGCUUAUGGUCUUCUCACCAGAUUGACGAAGCUUGGGUCAGGAUGGAACCUUAGCGAAGCUUGGUUUGCGCUGGCUAGGGCUUAUGAGGAAGGUGGGCAACCUGAGAAGGCCAGGCAAGCAUUAUGGUGGUGUGUAGAGCUCGAGGAGGGCAGAGCCGUGAGAGAUUGGAGUGUGGUUGGGGGCGGCAGAUAUGUUCUGUGA
Molecule: messenger RNA, 3702 nt
Organism: Venustampulla echinocandica
Lineage: Eukaryota; Fungi; Ascomycota; Leotiomycetes; Helotiales; Pleuroascaceae
Exons: 4
Coding region: 1-3702 (1233 amino acids)
Molecular function (GO): protein binding
Source: RefSeq, a predicted model, not a curated record